Molecule: messenger RNA, 3046 nt
Organism: Centropristis striata (black sea bass)
Lineage: Eukaryota; Metazoa; Chordata; Actinopteri; Perciformes; Serranidae
Gene: tars1
Product: threonyl-tRNA synthetase 1
Exons: 19
Coding region: 121-2295 (724 amino acids)
Biological process (GO): threonyl-tRNA aminoacylation
Cellular component (GO): cytoplasm
Molecular function (GO): threonine-tRNA ligase activity; ATP binding
Source: RefSeq, a predicted model, not a curated record
GGGAACGUCAUCAGCGCUCACCCGGCUCCCAGACUGCUCAUACAGUAUACUAGACUUACACUUUACUACUACUAGACUUGCAAAGGUUAUUUCUCAAAGUGAGGUAGCUUUUCAUUUGAGAUGGCUGACCCGAGUGUCGUGGAGAAAAUGAGCGAACUACAAGUGGACGAGAAAAAAAAGGGGGGAACUGAAAGCGGUAAAGAUGGAGGAAAGAAGAAGGCUAAAGGUGCUGCUGGGGAUUCUGGGGGCAGGGCAGAGCUGUCGCCAGCACCCCAGUACAUUGAUGAGCGUCUCACUUUGUACAACAAGCUAAAAUCUGAGCAUGAAGCUCUGAUGGCAGAGAGAGCUGCUAAAGACAGCCGUCCCAUCAAGGUGACUCUGCCUGAUGGAAAGGUUGUGGAUGCUGAGUCCUGGAAGACCACACCGUACCAGGUGGCCUGUGGAAUCAGUCAAGGCCUUGCCGACAGUACAGUGAUCGCCAAAGUGAACAACGGUGUGUGGGACCUGGACAGACCACUGGAGGAUGACUGCAGCCUUCAGUUGCUCAAGUUUGACGAUGAGGAGGCUCAAGCUGUUUACUGGCACUCCAGCGCCCAUAUCUUGGGCGAAGCCAUGGAGAGGGUGUAUGGAGGCUGCCUCUGCUACGGUCCUCCAAUCGAGAACGGCUUCUACUACGACAUGUUCCUGGAGAACAAUGAGGGCGUAUCAAGCAAUGACUUCCCAGGUCUGGAGACCUUGUGCAAGAAAAUAAUCAAGGAGAAGCAGCCAUUUGAGAGGCUGGAGAUAAGGAAGGAAACACUGUUGGAAAUGUUCAAGUACAACAAGUUUAAGUGCCGCAUUCUGAAUGAGAAGGUUACCACUCCCACCACCACGGUUUACAGGUGUGGUCCCUUAAUUGACUUGUGUCGCGGGCCCCAUGUGAGACAUACAGGAAAAAUCAAGGCACUAAAGGUCCACAAGAAUUCGUCUACAUACUGGGAGGGAAAGGCGGACAUGGAAACCCUCCAGAGGAUCUAUGGGAUCUCCUUCCCUGACCCCAAAAUGCUCAAAGAGUGGGAGAAGUUUCAGGAGGAAGCCAAGAACAGAGAUCACCGCAAACUGGGCCGGGAACAGGACUUGUUCUUCUUCCACGACCUGAGUCCAGGGAGCUGCUUCUUCCUGCCUAAGGGGGCCUUCAUCUACAACACCCUAAUUGAGUUCAUUAAGAGUGAGUACAGGAAGAGGGGUUUCCAGGAGGUGGUGACGCCCAACAUCUACAACAGUAAGCUGUGGCAGACCUCCGGCCACUGGCAGCACUACAGCGACAACAUGUUCUCCUUCGAUGUAGAGAAGGAGACCUUCGCCCUCAAACCCAUGAACUGCCCGGGACACUGUCUGAUGUUUGAUCACCGGCCACGCUCCUGGAGAGAGUUGCCCCUUCGCAUGGCCGACUUUGGCGUCCUGCACAGGAACGAGCUGUCAGGAGCCCUGACAGGCCUCACCCGUGUGCGCCGCUUCCAGCAGGAUGAUGCUCACAUCUUCUGCUCCAUGGACCAGAUUGAGGGCGAGAUUAAAGGCUGCCUGGACUUCCUGCGGACUGUGUAUGACGUGUUUGGCUUCAGUUUCAAACUCAACCUCUCCACAAGACCGGAGAAGUUCCUGGGGGACCCGGAUGUCUGGGAGCAAGCAGAAAAGCAACUGGAGAACAGCUUGAAUGACUUUGGGGAGAAAUGGGUUCUCAACCCUGGUGAUGGAGCUUUUUAUGGACCAAAGAUCGACAUUCAGAUCAAGGAUGCCAUUGGCCGGUACCACCAGUGUGCCACAAUUCAGCUUGACUUCCAGCUCCCGAUCCGCUUUAAUCUCGCCUUUGUCAGCCAUGACGGUGACGACAAGAAGAGACCAGUGAUCAUCCACAGAGCUAUCCUGGGAUCAGUAGAGAGGAUGAUCGCUAUUCUGACAGAAAACUACGGAGGCAAAUGGCCUCUGUGGCUCUCUCCUAAUCAAGUGAUGGUUGUACCUGUGGGACCGACCUGUGAGGAGUACGCUCAGAAGGUACGACAGGAAUUCCACAACAGCGGCUUCAUGAGUGAGGUGGAUGUUGACACCGGCUGCACUUUGAACAAAAAGAUCAGAAAUGCCCAGUUGGCGCAGUACAACUUCAUCCUGGUGGUGGGAGAGAAGGAGAAGACGAGUAACACUGUCAACGUACGCACCCGGGACAACAAGGUCCACGGCGAGCGCACAGUGGAGGAGUGCAUCGAGCGUCUCAAACAACUCAGGAGCUGCAGGAGUCGAAACGCUGAAGAGGACUUCUGAGCUGUCUCAAAUCGCUGCUAUCAGCUCAAGCUUCUCUCAAGCACCUUGAGUCGUAAAAGGGCCGUGUGGUUAAAAUCAGGUUUCGGUGAGGAAUAAAACUCUCCCAUUGUUGCCUAGUCUCUGCUUUAUGUCCCCUGGAAAUCAUGUUUUUCAGAUUCAACAAUUGUGUCUUCCAUUGCGUCUUAGGCCAAAGGUAUACUUGCUGUUAACAACGUUUUGGCCUGUGUGUGAAUGAUGGCUGCUUCACGUGUCCUGCGUCUUUUUGGAGCGUCGGCAGAAAUGAACGGUCUACAUAUCGUCUACAAUAAAGCUGAGACAGUUUAGAAUCUUCAGUCUGGUAUCUUUGAGUAUAGUAACCUCCUGGUUUGUUAUUUACAUACUCCCAAUCAGAACAAAAUUUAUUAGUUCUGACUUCUCUAAUGAAAACCUCCAACACACGUCGUACACAGAAAAAUAUGUGAACGAUUCCGUCCGGCUGUGCAUGCAAACACGUGGUUAAACAGCAAGUAUAUCUCCAGCCUUCACUGUAUCACUAUGUUUCCGGUUAUCAAGCCUCAUGUUUGCUGUACUCAUUCUUAUAUGGAAAAACAACUUGUAAGACUUCUGUGUAAAUUGGUUAUUGAACAGCUGAUUGAUGAAAUGAUUAAAACAGAGGGGAAAUGGUUUGUUACACUGCCUUACAGUUUGUGUCUCAUUCUUCAGGGAAUUGUACAUGAGUUACAAUUUUGAUAAUUAAACAAUCUAUUCUUAA